Messenger RNA from Alligator sinensis (Chinese alligator), 1091 nucleotides. RefSeq lists its product as uncharacterized. The record is from RefSeq and is a predicted model, not a curated record. Lineage: Eukaryota; Metazoa; Chordata; Crocodylia; Alligatoridae. The transcript has 7 exons. Bases 746 to 1081 code for a protein of 111 amino acids.
GGGAAGGGGAAUGUGAUGCUUUGAAUUUGCACCUUAAACUCUUAAACCAGUGGCUGGAGCAACGGGAAAGGGCACGGAUUUCUGCUGUGUUGCUCUUCUGAAAGAUGGAAAAAGUACUGGACUGCUUUUUGCACAGAAAUAAUUAUUUGUGGUCUUCCAACUAGAUGGGGAAACCAAGGCACAGAAGUGAAGCAAAUCACACGGCAAGCUGCUAAGAGCCAGGCGCCGAACCCAGACUAUUUCUCGACCAGAUCCCGUUCCUGGGCUCCUAGGGGGUCCCUGUGCCGCACAACGGACAAAGCUCUCUGAAGUCGGCAUCCUCUACACUGCCAGAUGGGAUUUUGAAAAUACAGAUGAAUCAGCUGUCACAGACUUUGCUGGGAGUUAAUGCUUGGUCCCUCUUCUGCAGAAAUAGCCUUGCUUGCCAUUUUUACACUGAAAUAUAAUUGUGGAACAGCAGCAGCUACAUGUGACAUGACAGCUGGAGUUAAAUAUGUGGAGGCCCUCUGGACCUGCUUCAAAUGCAUACAAUGGCCCUGGAGAAAGACUAGUCUCAAGUCAGAUACAAAUGAUGCUCUGAGUGAGCGUCUGGACGUUGGUGUCGUUCUACCCACUGAAGAGAGAAAUCCCUCGGGUGUCUAGCACAAGUAACCUUGCCAGGUGUCUGACCAUCUUCUACCCAUGGAGGUCCUCAACCUCAGACUGGGGGGGAGUGGGAAACUUCAGAGGUCCUGGAUUGUGCCACAUGACUAACACGAAGGACCCUAAGAGAGCCAUGGACUCUUCGCCAGUGACCUCCAACUCUGCAGCAGGCCCUGUUACCUUCUCGCAGGUUUUUGGGCAGCAAUGUCAACUUAUGGAAGCAGCUGUGCAGUCAUUGCAUACCUUAAACGACCAGAUCUCUCACUUUAUCGUGAACAAGUCAAAAACGCUGGAUGAGGAUGAAGAUGCUUUUCUGCCCAGCGAAAAAGAGUCUCUGAAAAAUUCCAUGUCGCUGAUGAGACACCUCUUAAUGGAUGCGCAGGUAAUUCAAAGAGAGAGCAUCGGGACUGAAUCUUUGGAGAAGUGCCUCAAAUUGUGAUCAGCCCUCC